This is a messenger RNA of Phycomyces blakesleeanus NRRL 1555(-), 1632 nucleotides long. RefSeq lists its product as hypothetical. Gene Ontology annotation, molecular function: protein binding; phosphatidylinositol binding. NCBI's taxonomy places the organism in Eukaryota, Fungi, Mucoromycota, Mucoromycetes, Mucorales, Phycomycetaceae. The record is from RefSeq and is a predicted model, not a curated record. Bases 26 to 1345 code for a protein of 439 amino acids. The transcript has 8 exons.
AUCUUCUUCAACUUAUACCCUAAAAAUGGCGCCCAGGACUCAAAGAGAUUUAGAAGAGGAUAUCCGUAAAGGAAUUGAUAUUCUCGAAUCAUUCACAGGACGCGAUCCCAGGACAGUGAUCCCAAAGUCUAUUCUGGCUAAUGCUCAUGGACUAAUCCUCAUUCGAGUUUUUCGGAUCGGUAUGAUGGUCUCCACAAAGAAUGGCACAGGCAUAAUUAUAGCAAGAAAUCCUGACGGUAGUUGGUCCGCGCCUUCAGGUAUAUCGUUGACCUCGUUUGGCGCGGGGUAUCAGAUCGGUGCAGAAACAGUCAAUCUAGUGAUUGUAAUGAACUAUCGAGCUGCCAUAAAAGCAUUUGUUCAAGGUGGAGGACAAUUUCAACUGGGCGUAACAGCCUCUUUGGCAGCAGGUCCUUAUGGUUUAGCAGCUGAGGUAUCAGCAGGAACCAAUAAUGGAGACUAUGUUGCAGUCACAUAUUCAUACAGUUCAUCUAAGGGACUAUUUAUCGGAUACUCAAUGGAAGGAUCUAAAGUGUCUGAGAGGCCAAACACAAACAGUGCCUUUUAUGGCAGACCAAUUACUGCUAAAGAGAUUCUUGAAGGUGGUGUGUCAAGACCACCAGUAGCAAGACGUCUUUACGAAAUUCUGGAUAACAUCGGUGCUGGUCCUAGGGUGGGGGGAGGAUUUGGCCCUAAAACAAAUAGAAGCCCAAGUUUCUUAUCGCAAAAUGAUUCACGCUCUUUAUCACCCAAUCUGACAAACGGAAAUUUCGGAUCCCCGAUCGUCAACCCAAGUAUCAGAGGCGGGCAGACAGAAUUCCAACAUACCUUUGCGGAGCCACCGCCGCCUUAUGAACCAAGAAAGGAUGCAAUAAAUAAUGGCGAAGGGAGUAGUGUUGGCUAUAACAAUAGGUAUAGCGAACAAUCUUAUGAAAAUUAUCCACGUCACAACUAUCCGCCUAGAGACAUCGCAGACACUAGCAUCCAUCGUACCACUUCUUACAGUAGUAAAAAUACAUUUAACCGUACUGAAAGUAGCCAUAGUAGCCAUAGUGAGCAUGGCUAUAAUCAAUACCCUUACCAUAACGAGCCGCAUAUUAGUGAAAACAUGAAUUCAAACGAGGUCAAGCGCAGUGUCCCUCCGAUUCCUCAACAGGAACAAUCCUAUACUGUAGUGACUGCCUUGUAUGACUACCACGGAGAUCGAUCUAAUGAACUCUCUUUUUCUGCUGGAGACACAAUUAUUGUAACAAAACGUAACGGAGACCGGGAAAGUUGGUGGGAGGGAGAGAUUGGUAGUAAGCAUGGAGCCUUCCCAGCCAAUUAUACAGAAGACCUCACUGACUAGCAAAGCUUUGAAUAAACCAAUGUUUCAUUAUUACUAGUAUUAUUCUUUUGUAUAAUAUUUGUACCCAUUUUUUUUAUUAUUAUUUAUGAUCUUGUAUAUUAAGGCAGCAUGACUUUUAGGAUAAGACUGUAGAGUUGUUCACGGAGCUCUUUAUUGAUACAGAUACUAAACACCAUAUUUAGGAUAGUACCGAUUGCGAAAUAUAGGAGUCAUGUACGCAACCUCAAAUCAGUGUUAUAAUCAAUACUAUCACUGUAGGAAUAUAAUUUUACUUGAGCAUGUAGUGU